Molecule: messenger RNA, 1401 nt
Organism: Theileria parva strain Muguga
Lineage: Eukaryota; Apicomplexa; Aconoidasida; Piroplasmida; Theileriidae
Exons: 1
Coding region: 370-1386 (338 amino acids)
Source: RefSeq, a predicted model, not a curated record
UUUUAAGUAUUUUACAAAUAAAUUAAUUUUUUAAAUUUUACUAGUUUCUAUACUUCAUAAUUGUUGUUAUAUCUAUAUACUAGUAGUUUAUCAUGAAUAUUUUGUAUAAUGUGCAGAAAUUUCCACUUGUUAAUUAUAUUAAAAUGUGUUAAUUAUACUAAUUUGUGCGAUUUGGUUAAUGUUUUAUUAAUUUGGUUUAAAUUUGUUUACGCACUUUGGUGCUUUUAAAAAAUUCUCCGGAUUCUCACCCUAUCUUUACAUUAAAUAUCUAUUAUUAAGCUUUAAAUUUGAUAAUUUUUUCCAAUUUUUAGUUUUACAUUUACACAUUAAAAUUUAGUGUUUAGAUUGUUCAACUUUAUACGUAAUAUAAUGGUUAUGCCUAAAUUGCCUUUAAUUGUACCUAAAAGGGCUUCACCUCCUGUUAAACCCAGUGAUAGCACUUUUAACGCUAGUAAUACUGCUAAUGUAACUGGAGAUAAUCAUUUACCCUCAAACCCCCUAAACUCAGACAAUAAUUCCACUAACUUUAAUUCCCAGAAAUUAACAAAACUAGUCUCAAAUUCUACACUAAAUUUAAAAAAAUCCCCUUCAACUCAUGGCUCAGUAAAUACUGCCAAUAAUAGUAAUAAUGGGAAUGAGAAUUUUUAUGAAGAUUUAUCUUUAAGGUUAAACAGUUCAACUAUACUGUCAGAUUUAAACGCCACACCUAGCUAUCAAAAUACUACUACCACCACUAAUAAUAAUAAAGAAGACGAAAUGGAAGAAGAUGAAGUUGGUUAUACUCCUUGGUUGAAAGUUGAGAAAAGAAUCAAUGAAAUUAGAUCCUUUUACUCCCACAUGAACCGUAACACCCCUAACGCAACUAAUAACACAAGCAAUACUACUAGUAGUAAUAAGGAUGGCGAGAAAAAAAGUGUGUAUUCGAAUUAUGGAACUAAAUAUAUAGAAGAUGGAUGGAAUAAGGAAGUAGAUCAUCCCUUGAAGUAUGCAACAAUUCAGAAAUUAAAGGCAAAAAAAUCAUAUGAAAAUGAUUUUAAGGAUAACUGGAAGUUUGUAAACGGCUUUUUAAGGCCAAGGAGAAAACCUUUCACAAGCAUUUCAGAAAUGUCAAAGUAUUACAAUAAAGUUGACGCUAAGGAUCAAUAUGAAAUGAUAAGAUUACUGCUGGCGUGUAGAGAUUUGGAGCGCUUAAUUGAGGAACAACACACUGUUUUGGACAUGCUAGACCAUGAUUUAAGAGAAGCCCGUGAUUCAUUUUCGGAUUUAACAAAUGCAUUUAAUGGCCAAAAAUUGUUCGGAUCUGGUCCCAAAAAUGAACCUCAAUAUCCUACAGCUGACGUACCACUUUUCAUUAAAGGGAGAUUAUCACUAUUACCCAAUCAAUAAUAUUUUAAUACACCA